This is a messenger RNA of Nakaseomyces glabratus, 2367 nucleotides long. RefSeq names its product cysteine--tRNA ligase (gene CRS1). The record is from RefSeq and is a predicted model, not a curated record. Gene Ontology annotation, biological process: cysteinyl-tRNA aminoacylation. Gene Ontology annotation, cellular component: cytoplasm. NCBI's taxonomy places the organism in Eukaryota, Fungi, Ascomycota, Saccharomycetes, Saccharomycetales, Saccharomycetaceae. Gene Ontology annotation, molecular function: cysteine-tRNA ligase activity; ATP binding.
AUGGUCAAUUGGUCUGUACUGAAAAGAACCGUAAUGUCUGCAGCAAACUCUAAAGUGGUUCAACCUAAGUGGAUUAAUCCGGCACAAUGUUCUGAAAGGACACAAGCCCCUGUGCUCAAGUUGUAUAACAGUUUGACUAGAAGUAAAGAAGUAUUUGCACCUUCUUCUGGUACUAAGACAGUUAGUUGGUAUUCAUGUGGCCCCACUGUCUAUGAUGCCUCGCACAUGGGCCAUGCUAGGAACUAUGUUUCUAUUGAUAUCAACAGAAGAUUGAUCCAGAAUUACUUUGGUUAUGAUAUUCAGUUUGUUCAGAACGUCACAGAUAUUGAUGACAAAAUUAUCAUUAGGGCAAGACACAAUUAUCUGUUUGAAGAAUUUGUAAAGCAAAAUGACUCCGAGACUCCUUUAAAUGAAUCUGAUGAGAUAGUGAAGAAGGCUAAUGAUGCGACAAUAUCAUACAUCAACAAAAACUUAGCAGAUGUAUUGGGAUCAUCCCAAGAGUCUGUAAACACCUUCCUUGUGGCAGCUGAAAAGGUAAACCACGAGGAGGCUAAGUUAAAGGACCCUAAAUUCCCAAUGCAUAUGACAAGUGUCCAGAAUGCUAUUUCAGCUUUAUCUAAUGUAUCUAAAUUGCCAAGAAGAAAAUUCUUUGAUGGUGUGAAAGAUGUUUUGGUUCCUGUAUUGGAUAAAGAGUUGGGUUCCACCAUCAAUGAUCCUGAAAUCUUUAGAAAACUGCCUGCUUAUUGGGAGAAACAGUAUGACAGCGACAUGGCAGCACUAAAUGUGAUUCCACCAAAUGUGACUACUAGGGUUUCCGAGUAUGUCCCUGAGAUUGUAUCUUUUGUAGAGGAUAUUAUUAAUAACGGUUAUGCUUAUGCCACAAAUGAUGGGUCAGUAUACUUUGACACAGUAAGAUUUGACCAAAAUGAAAAGCACGACUACGCAAAGUGUCAGCCAUGGAAUAAAGGUAAGUUGGACUUGAUUAACGACGGUGAAGGUUCAUUGAGUAACUUUGACAACAACGGUAAGAAGUCAGCUAACGAUUUUGCCUUAUGGAAAGGAAGUAAGCCCGGUGAACCAGCUUGGGACUCACCUUGGGGUAAAGGUAGACCAGGAUGGCAUAUUGAGUGUUCAGUCAUGGCCUCAGAUAUCCUGGGUUCCAACAUUGAUAUUCACUCUGGUGGUAUUGACUUAGCAUUCCCUCAUCAUGACAAUGAACUUGCUCAAUCAGAAGCCAAAUUUGAUAACAAACAAUGGAUCAAUUACUUUCUACAUACAGGACAUCUUCACAUUGAAGGUCAAAAAAUGUCCAAGUCAUUAAAGAAUUUUAUCACAAUUCAAGAAGCUCUACAAAAGUACACCCCACGUCAAUUGAGAUUGGCUUUUGCAUCUGUUCCCUGGAAUAACCAACUAGAUUUCAAAGAAAGCUUGAUUCAUGAAGUUAAAUCAUUUGAAACAUCCAUGAACAACUUUUUCGCCAAUGUUAGAGCUCAUUAUAAUGACUAUAAGUCAAGUCUUGAAGAUGACUCUAUCAUUGUAAGCAAAAAAUUAACUAACUUGGAAAAAGAUCUAUUGGAAGAGUUCAAGAAAUCUCAGGAAAAAGUACAUGCUGCUUUCUGUGAUAACUUAUCCACCGGUCAAGCCUUGAAAACUCUUUCUGAUUUGGUCACUACGACAAACACUUAUAUCACAAACAGUGGUAAAGAUUUGAAGAUUGAGCCAGUUAUCAGCAUUUGCAAAUACAUUACUAAAAUUUUAGACAUUGUUGGUUUUCCUGGUCGCCCUGAUGGCCUGGGUUGGGUUGCACAAGCAUCCUCGGUAUCUAGUGGUAGUGAAUCUGCUAACCAAAUUUCAGGGUCAAUUGAAGAGAUUGCCAUGCCAUAUGUUAAAUGUUUGUCUACGUUCCGUGAUAGUGUACGUUCGAUGGCCAUUGCUAAGGCACAACCGCAAGAAUUUUUAAAGUUAACAGAUACUGUUAGAGACAACGACCUGUUGAACUUAAAUGUCUCUUUAGAUGAUAGGAAUGGCCAAUCUGCUUUGGUAAAGUUCUUAACGCAACAUGAAAAGGAUGAAAUUAUUAAAUUAAAUGCAGAAAAGAAGCAAAGGGAAGAGGAAAAGUUAAAGAAGAAACUUGAACAACAGAAAAUAAAAGAAGCUAAGGAAAAAGAAAGACAAGAAAAGGCAAAGGUAUCACCCUUAGAAAUGUUCAAAGACACCACUCUGUAUAGUGCUUGGGAUGAACAAGGUCUACCAACCAAGGACAAGGAUGGUAAUGAUAUCACCAAAAGUAUGACUAAAAAACUAAAGAAACAGUGGGAACAACAGAAGAAACUUUAUGAAGAAUUUAACGGUCCAUUGAGUAGCUGA